Messenger RNA from Penicillium arizonense, 1200 nucleotides. RefSeq lists its product as uncharacterized. The coding region runs from base 1 to 1200 and encodes 399 amino acids. The transcript has 3 exons. The record is from RefSeq and is a predicted model, not a curated record. NCBI's taxonomy places the organism in Eukaryota, Fungi, Ascomycota, Eurotiomycetes, Eurotiales, Aspergillaceae.
AUGUCGCCCAAGAUCAUUGGCAACUCCGCUCCUUGGAAGCAGGUCAGCGAUGCUCGCACCAGUGAGCUUAACCUCAUGCAGGAGAGCUCCUAUGAGACUGCCAUCAUUUGGGCUAGAGUGACAGGUGAGAAGACUUUGGACGACAGCAUUCAUGCUACCGCCAAAUCCCAGUUACAGGCCCAGAUGAGGUGGAAAGAGACUUAUCAGUCCUACAUUUCCCCUCUAGCUUCCGCGUCUCGCACCGAGGUGAUUCAUCAUUCUGUUGUCUCUGGCAACAAGACCGAACCUCGCGCUGCUUCUGUGCUCGCCACUGCCCGUUACUCUGAUGAAGCUGGAGCUGUCGACGCUGACACCACCGAGAACCCCGGACAUGAUGAAGAGCCUGGCAAGACUGAUAAGACCAGCACCGAUGGCAACACUCAUGGGGAUGAGGGCUUCCGCCCUCCCGCGUCUGCCAAGGAGUUCAUGAGUUCUUUUCGAGCCUUGCGACUGGCCAAUGCCGCUGUUGUUGCUGCCGCCGCUGCCGAGCCUAGCCCCCCUCGCCGCUUGCUUUUCAAGAACCUUCCCAAGUGGGUGACAGUAUCCCACGUUCUGCACCUAGUUUACGGUGGUGUCAUCGAGCGGGCCUGGAGUGAGACCUCUGGCGAGGUCAAUGUGCAGUUUACCGAUGCCAAUGACUGCAACAGAUAUCUCGAAAUGCGUCCCGAGGGUAUCCCCCUCAAAGUCGGCGACGAUGUGAUCAACAUUUCCAUUGAGCUGAUGGACAAUGACAACGAACAUCCUGAGCUUGCACGCCGCCUCAGAGCUGAUGCUUCGCGCGUCGUGUGCCUUUCUGGUCUGCCAACCUCGCUGAUGGGCAAGAACGACGAGAACAUUCUGGGUAUUGCUUCUCAGUCCAACUGGGAGAGCAAGGCGCUUGAGCAGGUUCUGAUCACGAAUGGCGAAGAAGUAAGUCUACCGCCCAGCGUUGACUCUGUUGAUGUUGAAGCGCCCACUGACUUAUUGAAGGGAACCCUCGAUAUCCAUGUCUCUUUCUUCAGCCUGCACGAUGGCUGGGACUUUUAUCAAGACAUCAAGGAAGGCACUUACGAUUGCAUUUCCAAGUUUGAGGCUGACCCUUGUGCUCUGGCGCAAGAGUUUCACUUCUUCGAUGUGAGAAACCCGAUGUUCCGAGCACUCGCCGCCGUCAUGUCUGAGUAG